AUGGGCUGCCCGUGCUGUAGGUCUGGCCCGUUGAAUGUGACUGUUCGGACAGACAGAACUGGUUACUGUGUAGGAGAACUAAUGACAAUUACAGUGUACGCCAAAAACCAAACUCCUUACAGGAUUCUUGGAGUGGAGGUGGAAUUGAUUCAGGAUACUAUUUAUGUAUCGCAAGGAGGUAAGCAAAAGACCAUGUUGACAACAGGUGCCAAACAUUAGAGCCUCCAAGUAAUCGUGUUGAUGUUUUGAAGAAAUUAAUGCUAAAAAAGCCGUGGGCUUAGUUUUUCCCAUGGUUAUUUCCUGCAGUGAUACAAAAUCAUAGAAAAUGUCGUGGAACAAGAGACUGAACCCAAAAAAACAUGAUCCGUAAGCAGGAGGGAAAUAAUUUUUCUCUCUUGCCGUAAGCUCAUUGUUCACACAGAGAAAGUUUGAAGACGCGUAAAACACGCGAAUAGCUCGUGCGUAUAUCUUCAUGUUCGUUUAAUUCAAAGUCUAAUCUUGUACGGAAUGAGGAAUUACUAUCAGGAAACAAUGUUUGUUAAGAUAUAUGUAUUGAAUCCCGCCCUUUUUAUCUAGAAUCAUAAAGCAUUCCAGAUGCUCCAAAAUCCCAGCAUGAGGUCUUUGCAGUCUAGUUAUUUUUUUCGAUCAUUGGCGCGCGCUUGUUUACAACAGAUCAGACAAUUCAUUUUGGUCUUCAUUUCUUUCCCUGAGGUCAUUUUCAGCAGACUUUUUAUAACUUUUCAUAUACAUUUUUUAAAAUUCAGGAAAAAAGAUGUUAACGACGGAUAUUCUUGCAACUGUUACAAAAGCAGGAAAAGUUUCAAAUCUGGAAGGAGCGCCAAAUGACUUUUUUGAAAUGGUACCUGUGCUUAUCCCAUCUACAACACCUUCUAUGAAGAGUUGCAGGUGUAUAAAGAUAUCUUACCAAGUAAAGGUCAGUUUUAUAUGCGAAGUAUUCUUCAAUCAAUUUUCUGUUUUUAUUCUCUGGGAUCUUAAAGCAAAGGCAAAACCAUAGCUAGGAUUCAGAAAAAAGAUCAGAAAACGGAUGAGUGGGAUCUCGAUAAAUCUUAACUUUGUGUCGAAAUUGCUCGUAAAGUGGGCUGGAGACUUAACUCUUGUAGUUUAUGGUGAGGGGUGAGAGACAGGUGGCCUGUUUCAGGCUCUCAGAUACUGAGGAUGACGCUUUCGUGUUCGCGCUUUCUUAAUUUCGCGGACCCGACUAUCUCUGAGCCUGGAACAGACUAGGAGAGGCGAUGCCCGAACGUACCUUUUUUCCUUAGCCUUUCAAGUUUUCCCGAAAUGUCAACACAUCGUCUUAAACGGAAUGCAGGGGGGACGGGAUAGUGUUUCAAUGCACUCAGGGAGGAUCCACAAUAAAGCGGAUCUUCCACUUAAUUACUAGUAAAGUAUGGACAUGACAAUGAUUGUUUAAUCAGCUAGUUGAAGCUAGCGCCACUGGAGAAUUUAACUUGCUAAACGAACCUCUGCUUAUCGAGUGACAUCUGACUGGGAACGCACCUGGCUUAAUAUCAGAAAAUGAACUGAAGUAGCACUCAAAUCGGCCUGGAAGUAUCUGGCAAUGCUAUAGUGCUAUGAUUUUCGAUGAAGUGCAAAACUCGGCUCCCCCGGUCUCCUAGAAAAAUAUCAAUUAAAGGACGAGUCUAAAGCAAUUCUCAGUAAGUCUGUAACUUGAAUGACAUAACAGGUACACCACGAUUGACUAAAAUAAAGUUUAUUCCCCUAACUCGGGGUUUUAAAUGAGGCAUUAGGACCGGCAUUCACAGAUUAGCCUUAAGGGUAAUCACACAAGCCCGCCAAUGACAAAUAAAGCAACGCCUCUUUCAAAUGAUCGCCCAUGCCAUGCUGAAGAGAUUUUUAAAAUAUUACCUCAGAUAAUACAUCAUUUUUCUCACUCACUACAUACAACAAGACGUCAUGCAAGUCUAGCCAGAAACACCGACAAAGGUAACCAGUUUGGAAGUUAUGCUCAAAUGGCCAAGUAUUCACAUGACAGUAUCCGUUUCUUUUCUCUAGUUUACUCUUGUAUUGCGUGGAACCGUAAAUUUUCGUGUACACAUUCCAAUCACGAUUGGUUCGGUACGUCAGUCAUCAGUAAAGGGAAAGACCUCUCCGACCGUUACCUUCAUGGGCCUGGCCUCCACAUCCAUGGAGGGUACGGACGGCAUCUCGCCUUAUCCAAAUGAAGGUGCGCAUGCGCAGCUAGUUUGUUCAGGUUUAGCGCAAGCAUGUUGUCAUUCGAUUUUAUCGUUGGUUGAAAUUUUGUUUUCUGUUGUUUUAAAUUUAUUAUCCUACAUAACUUUUACCCUAAAAUAAAGGAAAAUAUCAUAAUUCAAAGCAAGUAUACAUUUGAACCGGAACAUGCUCGAGGGUAAAAGAGAGAGUUUGAAAUGAGAGAAAUUUACGAGUGUAAAGAGCGUCACCAAAUUUGUAUAGUUCUAGACGUCCAAAAUCCACGUCCUUCAAUUCUCGCUGGAUACGUAUUAGUCCCAAGCUGGUUUCGGUGUCAAGAAGGGUAGUUUUACAUUUACCGGCCAACUUUUCCUGCGAGAUGUUUGCUUUCAUUACAUAUUGCCUGGGCUUUCCAAAAAUUAGUCUGCGCGCAGACGAAACUAAACUCUGGUUAACUCCAGAGGUACCAACCAGAGUUUAGUUUCGUCUGCGUGCAGGCUAUCCAAAAAUUUGCAAGGAGUUCCAAGCAUUACCCAAGAGAAGUUCCGAAUACUUCCGAAGAUUGCCAAAAGAAGCUAAAAGACUACUAAAACUUCUAAAAACUGUAAAAGAUGGAAAAGACCAAACAAUAAAACACCAAAGCAGCAAAACCAAACUUAACAGUGUCCCGUCCCGUUGGGUUGAUGAAAAAUAGUCCAGAUUUGUGAGGCAUUUGUAAGGAGUCACCCUGAUAGAACUUUGGAUGAAUCGAAUGAGUGGAAAGGCUGGACCCCUGCAAUUUUAUAACAACCAGUGCACUGUAUUAUCAGCCUGUUAAACUGACUGAUUCGACUUGUGCAAAAAUCCUUAAGAAUAACUCGGGUUAUUCUGUAAAAAUCAUCACCAAGAAGAAAAAAGCUAAGUAGUUUGGCGUUUUAAUUAAUUUCCAGUUUUUUUUUACAUGUUUUGUUCGUCCGCUAAAGCGCCAUAGCAGUGUUAUGGAGCUGUUGUGGAUUCAAAUGUUCGCGAACCCAAUUCCUUUAUUCGCCAUCCCAAGUUCGUGUGACAAGCGUAUCUUUCAAAUUCAAGAUUACUUUAACUCUACAGGAUUUGUAUAACGGACAGUAGCUUAAAUUUAUGUUUUUUUGUGAUGGUAUGGUUUGCCGUUCCUUAUUUACAUCCUCUAUUAAUUACGUGGGGUAGAUUCUCUCAUUAAAAACAAUCAUUUCCAUUUCUUCUUGCAGCACCACCAUCCUACGCAGAAAGCGUCAGUGGGCAGACCCGGCGACAUGAUACAGUGCAUUUCGACAAAGGCAUGGGAAUGCCGCAAUUAAGUGCUGCCGUUAAAAAGACGUCAUAG
Molecule: messenger RNA, 3529 nt
Organism: Porites lobata
Lineage: Eukaryota; Metazoa; Cnidaria; Anthozoa; Scleractinia; Poritidae
Source: the annotation of a GenBank genome assembly